AGGAGGCGGGCGGCCCCGGCCCCAGGCCCCUCCCAGGCUCUGAGUCUCCCCGGCUGCAGGCGGAUGGAUGGGGCUUCUCCAGGCGGUGGCGGCUGCAGCGAAGGUGGCGGCGGUGGCGGCGGCGGCGGCUAUGGUGUGGUGGCUCGCUUCUCCCAGUGCCUGGCUGAGUUACGGACGUGGUUAAGAACCAACUGGUUGAGGUUCAAUGCAGACAAGACGGAUGUGAUGCUGCCAUCUGUUGAGUCUUCAAGUCCAGGAGGUUCAGCAACAUCGGAUGACCAUGAAUUUGAUCCAUCAGCUGACAUGCUGGUUCAUGAUUUUGAUGAUGAACGAACAUUAGAAGAAGAAGAAAUGAUGGAAGGAGAAACAAACUUCAGUUCUGAAAUAGAGGAUCUUGCAAGGGAAAGCGACAUGCCAAUUCAUGAACUUCUCAGCCUUUAUGGUUAUGAUGGUACUAGUCGACUACCUGAAGAAGAUGAGGAGGAGGAAGAAGAGGAGGAGGAAGGUGAAGAUGAUGAAGAUGCUGAUAAUGAUGAUAACAGUGGCUGUAGUGGAGAAAAUAAAAUUUACAGAAGAGGUUCUAAUGUUGUACAGAGACUUCCUAUGUACUCUUCACCCAGAGAUUUCCCUUAUGUUAAUAUCUUACAUAACCAUGGAAGAUUUAUCAAAAAUAAGAAGUCAAUAGUGGAACCAUACUACUUAAUUAAAACUACAGGCAAUUCAGAUUUCAUCAGUUUUUCCAUUAAUGUCCUUUUCCCUGGUCCAGGAUUUGACCCAGCACACCAUGCUACAGAAGAGAAUAUAAAGGAUUCAUCAGGUCAAGAGGAUGAAACUCAGUCUUCAAAUGAUGAUCCAUCACAAUCUGUUGCUUCUCAAGAUGCACAGGAAAUAAUCCGCCCACGACGAUGUAAAUAUUUUGAUACAAACAGCGAAAUAGAAGAAGAAUCUGAAGAAGAUGAAGAUUAUAUUCCAUCAGAAGACUGGAAAAAGGAGAUUAUGGUGGGCUCCAUGUUUCAAGCAGAGAUUCCAGUUGGCGUUUGUAGAUACAAAGAAAAUGAAAAAGUAUAUGAAAAUGAUGAUCAACUCCUGUGGGAUCCUGAGUACUUACCGGAAGAUAGAGUGAUUAUAUUUCUUAAGGAUGCAUCUAGAAGAACAGGUGAUGAGAAAGGUGUAGAAGCGAUUCCUGAAGGAUCUCACAUAAAAGACAAUGAACAGGCAUUAUAUGAAUUGGUUAAAUGCAAUUUUGACACAGAAGAAGCAUUGAGAAGAUUAAGAUUUAAUGUAAAAGCAGCUAGAGAGGAAUUGUCUGUUUGGACAGAAGAAGAGUGUAGAAAUUUUGAACAAGGGCUGAAGGCCUAUGGAAAGGAUUUUCAUUUGAUUCAGGCUAAUAAAGUUCGAACAAGGUCAGUUGGUGAAUGUGUAGCAUUCUAUUAUAUGUGGAAAAAAUCUGAACGUUAUGAUUUCUUUGCUCAGCAAACGCGAUUUGGAAAAAAGAAAUACAAUCUUCAUCCUGGUGUAACGGAUUACAUGGAUCGUCUUCUGGAUGAAAGUGAAAGUGCUGCCUCUAGUCGAGCACCAUCCCCUCCCCCAACUGCCUCAAACAGUAGUAACAGCCAGUCUGAGAAAGAAGAUGGCACUAUAAGCAAUAGUAAUCAAAAUGGGGUGUCAUCUAAUGGACCAGGUGAAUUAUUAAACAAAGAAGAAGUAAAAGUUGAAGGGUUACACGUUAAUGGACCAACAGGUGGAAAUAAGAAACCACUUCAUGCAGAUAUGGAUAGUAAUGGUUAUGAAACAGAUAAUCUUACCACUGACCCCAAACUUGCCCAUAUUGAUGAAAAAAGUGAGAGACCUGCCAAAAGGCGAAGGGUAAACAGCAAUGGAAAAGAAAGUCCAGGUUCUUCUGAAUUUUUCCAAGAAACAAUCUCACAUGGGAAAUUUGAAGAACUUGAAAACACAGAUGACUGAAUUUUAGACUUAUUUUACUUUCUUUGGAGUAAAUCCUGGUGUGAUUAAAAUUUUCAGGGUUGAUGGGUUACCUUAAAAACUUGAUUUCCUUGAAGUAAUUGGUUAAAAUUUGAAAACUGAAUUGAGUCCUAACUUUAGUAAAUACGAUUUCAUAAUUCUGCCUUUUGCAGAACUUUUAUUUUAAAACUAUAAAGACCCUUUUAAGGAUAUAACAAAUAGUUUAGUAAAUUUGAAAUAAAGAUAUAUCUGUACCUUCUCAUUGGAUGUACUAAUCCUAAAGUUUUACUAUAAGGUACUUUUUGCUUAAUUUUUAUGGCAGGGAAGAAAAAACAAAUUUUCUGCUUAACACCAAAUUUUUUUAGUUUAUUGAAAUCUUUCAGACGUUUUUCUCUAUAUACAAGUUGAGUAUCGUUAUUAAGGAAACCCUUAUGAAUCCUGAAAGUUAUGCUAGCAUGAUUUUUUUAUAUAUAGAAGUUUAAAAAUAAACCAAGUCAGGUUUGUAUAUGUAAAAUUGUUGACAUCAAUGAUGUCUUUCCAUAUUCUUAUCUGGGCUUAAGAAAUACAUUCUGUAUUUUUCCAGAUUCUUUGUAGCCUUUGAAAGAUUUUUACAGUACAUAUGUCUUGACUGAGCUGUUCUUUCUUAAUACAAAAGCUUGUAUAAUUUUCUUAACUUGUACAGUUGGUAAACUUUUAUGAGAGGAAUUGAUAUCUGAGUCUGUCAGCUUUCAUUUUAUUUUGCUAUGGUUUUUCUAAUGAAUUUUUAAGUGUUUUGUGUAGUAACUGAGUCAUGUUUCUUAUCCAGGUGGUAAAAGCAUUCAUGAAGGAUUGUGAACAUUUUUUUUUCAAUUUUUUACUUAUGGGCAAAUAGUGUGAUAAUUCUGAAAUUAAGCAUGAUACUUAGAUUUCAUAGUUUGUAUUUGCUAUAAUUUUCAAAAUUAUUUUUGAAGCAAGACAAACAUUUAAUGUUGGCUUAAAUGCUUAAAUGUAUCAUGCUGACCAGAAUCCUGUUCAGUUAUUUUUAUAUGCAUUAUGAAAUUUUCCAUUUUUGCAUUAAAUGAACUGGGGAAAAGGUCAAGUGAUAUUUAGAUAAUUGGCACACACAAAGAAUUGGCAGGCAGCAAUAUUGAUUUUUAAAAAGAAAAAGUGAAGUUAGAAAAGUUUUUGGACUUUUCCAGUUAAAAUCUAGUUUUUCAGAUUCGAUAGUAUAUUUCCAAAAUGAAAAUAAGUUAUACAGUAACUAUUGUUCUCUGAUUACAAAUAGGAUCAUCCAUUUGCAUAGCCUUGCAAGAGUGCCAUUUUAUUUUUAGUGCAAAAUUCUUGUUGAAAAAUGUAGUUUUAUACAGCUGAUAGACCAACCUAUAUCCAAACUUUUAUAAAAGAUUGUUACCUAUUGUUUUUAUCACACAGGCAUACCCCAAAUGCUUCUACCAAUUCAUUUCCAGCUAUCAGUUCAAGAGCUGAUGCCUUUUUAAAUAAAUCAUCUGUGAUUUUGUUUUUAA
Molecule: messenger RNA, 3464 nt
Organism: Eptesicus fuscus (big brown bat)
Lineage: Eukaryota; Metazoa; Chordata; Mammalia; Chiroptera; Vespertilionidae
Gene: MIER1
Product: MIER1 transcriptional regulator
Exons: 15
Coding region: 64-1965 (633 amino acids)
Biological process (GO): negative regulation of transcription by RNA polymerase II
Cellular component (GO): nucleoplasm
Molecular function (GO): histone deacetylase binding; transcription corepressor activity
Source: RefSeq, a predicted model, not a curated record